This is a messenger RNA of Meloidogyne enterolobii, 664 nucleotides long. NCBI's taxonomy places the organism in Eukaryota, Metazoa, Nematoda, Chromadorea, Rhabditida, Meloidogynidae. The record is from the annotation of a GenBank genome assembly.
UUAAAUAUUUAUUUUUAAGCAGAAUAUGCCAAAACUUCAAAAACAACAACAAAAAAUCCCUCCACCAGCUCCCCCAGCCUUACCUCCUCCAAAUUUAUCACUUCUCAGUUAUGUCAGAAAAAACGAAGAAAUUCCAAAUAGAAAUGGCUGGCAAAGAAGGCCUUCACCAACAAUAACUACACCAACAACAACAAAUACUCCAAACAGAAAAGAAGAAAUUAAUAAUGAAAAUGAAUGGAAGGAAAAUAUCAAAUUUAAACAGAGAAGUAAUAGAACAAAGUUUCUGGUUCAUAUAUUGUUAUUUGCAUUGUGUUGUUCCCUUCUAUUAAUGGCCCUCCCUUUACUUUUAUUAUGGUUUACAAAUCCAAAUAUAUUACAACAACAACAACAACAACAUUCAACAACAAUUUCUCCACCACAAACAAAUAAACAACAAAAACAUUUAAAAAAAGAAGAAAAUAAAUUAAUUUUAGAAAAUAAUUCAACAAAAAAUUUAUUUUCUUUUUUAAAUUUUAAUAGAGAUUUGUCUAUUGAACCAGCAAUUUUGGCUAAAUUAAUAUUAGAAGAGGAAGGGAAUAAUCCGAGUAAAUUAAGAAUUUUUGAAGUUAGAAGUGAACAAACAAUUAAUAAAGAUGGUGGACAAAAACUAAAUGGAGAAAGGUAA